GAAUAUAAACUACAAUCCAAACACACACACACACAGCAAAUUCACAGCCCACCAUUAUUGCUGCUUGUAGCUCACACCACAGUCCCCACCAGUCCAUCCCAAAUCGGCCACCACCUCAAUUUCUUCAAAGCUUCAAAGGAAUAUUCCGGCCGGUUGUUUCGUAAUUUGAGCUCAGGCGAAGGCGGAGAGUGAACUCCCGGAUUCAAGAUCCGCCAUGUUUGGCCGGGAUCCAUGGGGUGGGCCGCUUGAGAUCGCGGCGGAUUCCGCCACCGACGACGACCGGAGCAGGAACCUCCAGGACUACGACAGGGCGGCGCUGUCGCGGCCGCUGGACGAGACGCAGCAGAGCUGGCUGCUCGGCCCCGGCGAGCAGAAGAAGAAGAAGUACGUCGAUCUGGGUUGCGUCAUCGUCAGCAGGAAGAUCUUUCUCUGGACUGUGGGGACCCUUGUGGCUGCUGGAUUGCUCGCGGGGCUGAUCGUGCUGAUCGUCAAGACGGUGCCGCGCCACCACCACCGCCCGCCGCCGCCGGACAACUACACGCUUGCCCUCAAUAAGGCUCUCAUGUUCUUCAACGCCCAGCGAUCCGGAAAACUACCAAAGCAUAAUAACGUGUCAUGGAGAGGAAACUCGUGUUUAAAAGACGGGGAGCCCGGCCUGUUUAAAGAUCUAACUGGCGGCUUUUACGACGCCGGAGAUGCAAUCAAGUUCAAUUUCCCUCAAUCGUUCGCCAUGACUAUGCUGAGCUGGAGUGUGAUAGAGUACGGCGCCAAAUUCGAAGCAGCUGGAGAGCUUAAUCACGUCAAAGAGAUUAUCAAGUGGGGGGCUGAUUACUUCCUCAAGACUUUUAAUCACACCGCCGACACGAUAGAUCGGAUGGUAGCCCAGGUUGGAAAAGGAGAUACGAGUGGAGGUCCAGAUGAUGAAAACGAUCACAGUUGCUGGACUAGGCCAGAGGACAUUGACUACGAAAGACCCGUUUUUCAGUGCAGCAGUUGCUCGGAUCUUGCUGCAGAAAUGGCCGCUGCUUUGGCUUCCGCUUCGAUUGUUUUCAAGGAUGAAAAGGCUUACUCCCAAAAGCUCGUCCAUGGAGCAAAGACUCUGUUUAAAUUCUCUAGAGAUCAACGUGGGAGAUACAGCGCGAGUUCCGAGGCGGCACAGUUUUAUAAUUCGACGAGUUAUUGGGACGAGUUUGUGUGGGGUGCCACGUGGAUGUAUUAUGCUACGGGGAAUAACACGUAUCUUCAGCUCGCUACAACUCCUGGUCUUGCCAAACAUGCUGGUGCUUUCUGGGGAGGCCCUUCUUAUGGGGUACUUAGUUGGGAGAAUAAACUUGCUGGAGCUCAAGUACUUCUGAGUCGAUUAAGGCUAUUCCUUAGCCCGGGGUAUCCCUACGAAGAAAUCCUGAGCACAUUUCACAACCAGACUAACCUAUUUAUGUGCUCGUUCUUACCUUAUUACACAUCGUUUAACCGAACAAAAGGUGGCUUGAUCCAGUUAAAUCACGGUGCGCCUCAGCCUCUUCAGUAUGCAGCGAACGCAGCUUUUCUCGCCACAUUGUUUAGUGAUUAUAUGAAAGCUGCAGAUACGCCUGGCUGGUAUUGUGGGCCCAAGUUCUACUCGACAGAUGUCCUUAGGGAAUUUGCAGAGACUCAGAUGAAUUACAUCCUCGGAAAAAAUCCUCGAAAGAUGAGUUACGUAGUGGGUUACGGGACCCACUACCCGAAGCAAGUCCACCACAGAGGCGCUUCGAUACCCAAGAACAACGUCAAGUACACCUGCAAAGGUGGCCUGAAAUGGAGGGACUCUACGAAGGCAAACCCCAACAUUAUAGUUGGGGCCAUGGUCGCGGGCCCCGACCGAAAUGACGGCUUCAAAGACAAACGCAAUAAUUACAACUAUACCGAGCCGACGCUAGCUGGCAAUGCAGGGCUAGUGGCCGCUCUUGUCGCUCUUUCCGGUGACACGGAUGUUGGGAUUGAUAAGAACACCAUUUUCUCGGCCGUGCCGCCCAUGUUCCCGACCGCACCGCCGCCGCCAGCUCCUUGGAAGCCGUGAGCGAGAGCUUACUGCCGCCGCCAUUUCUCUCUCCUACUUUCUCUCUCUACUCCUAUUUUGGCUUCUGUGUUUGACUCUGGAAAGAAAGACUGAUGAAAGGAAGAAUGAAUACACAGGAAAAAAAAGGCAGAUGGAAGAGCACCUUGGGCACAGAUGGAAAAACAAGUUGGAAUUAUGACAACCUCAAAUUUUUAUUUUUAUUUUUAUUUUAUUUUUGUGUGUGAUAGUAUUUUGUAUGUAAUGAAAUAAAAUUAUAUAUAUUCUGUAGACAGUAGAGUUUUGAACAACAGAUUUUCAGUUUGUUUAUCAUAAUAAACUUUGCUCAAAAUGUGUCACUGUACUAAUUCUUGUAGGAGGUUUCAAGAUU
Molecule: messenger RNA, 2423 nt
Organism: Erythranthe guttata (spotted monkey flower)
Lineage: Eukaryota; Viridiplantae; Streptophyta; Magnoliopsida; Lamiales; Phrymaceae
Product: endoglucanase 25
Biological process (GO): carbohydrate metabolic process
Molecular function (GO): hydrolase activity, hydrolyzing O-glycosyl compounds
Source: RefSeq, a predicted model, not a curated record